Molecule: messenger RNA, 2167 nt
Organism: Blepharisma stoltei
Lineage: Eukaryota; Ciliophora; Heterotrichea; Heterotrichida; Blepharismidae
Source: the annotation of a GenBank genome assembly
AUGAUUGAAGCAUUGAGGCGCCGGAAUUCAGUCUCCCUUCAUGUAGAUGAUGAAAACUUUUUAAAAUUCAAAAGAAGAAAUUCUUACGUUGGUCUUCUCAAAGACACAGAAGGCGAAGACUCAUUGAGUAGCAAAAAUUCGUUCAAACUUAUAAGAAUGAUUUUAGGGCUAAAGCCCUCAGAGCGGACUCCUGAAAUGAUUGAAAAAGUUUAUCAUUGGACGAAAAGCCUAAAAUUUUUCCAAAAAUUAAGAGAAGAAAAUUCAGAGGAAACCCAUAUAGCUUGUUGCAAUUAGUAAAAAAAAUAAAAAAUUAUUUUAAUAAUUUUUUCUGGGAAAUGUCGUUAAUUAUUGUUUGAAAGCUAAAAUAAGGGCUUUUUUAAAAAUGAUUUUUUUUAAUUGCAAUUAUCUCCAAUAUGAGUUUCAUCAUAUAGAAUCAUUCGUUAUAAGGCAAGGCGAUAUAGGGACGAAAUUUUAUAUUAUUUUAGAUGGAAAAGUUAGUGUAAUUAGAGAAAAUGAAGGCGAAAAAUGCACUGAAAUGACGGAACUUGGACCUGGAGAAGCAUUUGGAGAACGAGCACUAAUGCUUGGAGUUCCUAGAGCUUGUAGUGUAAAAUGCAUCACAAACUGCAGCCUAGGUGUAUUAGAGAUCAGUGACUAUAAAAAAAUACUUGAAUCAUUUAUGGAAGAAAAAUAUAGCUCAUUAAUAGCUAUGCUUACUCCCCCUACAUGAGUGAACAAAAGAGUCUUGUUCGCUCAUGGAGGGGGGUUAUUUUUUUUUUUAAAAAAAUAUAUAUAAAUUUUAUCGAAAAAAUCCCACUUCGCAAAAAUUGGAAAAGCAAAUAUUAAUUUAAUCUGUAAAAUUUAUGUUUUAAAGUGCGAUUUGUUUAAAAUUAAACAGAAUUAUAUCGAGAUUUCAUUAUACUAAUUAUCACUUAUAUAUCAACAUUUUUUCUAUAAAAAAUUUUUGUUAGUUCACGGAGGGUGAGUUUUUGGUCAAAAAAUAGGGAUUUUUCUAAUGGUUUGUUCGCUCACGGAGGAGAGGGGAGUUAGAGAAUUGCCAAUGUUUAAAAACAGAUCCAGCCAUUAUUUACAAAGGCUGACUUAUCAUUUUAAACCUCGAAAAUUCCAAAAGAAGCAGUGCGUUUAUAAAGAAGGAGAUCCUGCUAAUGAAGUAUUUUUAAUACAGCAAGGGGAAUUUAAUUUAUCAAAAAAACUAAAAAUUUCUUUACAAUCCUCAAAAGCUUUCCCAAAAACUUCAAAUUUAAAAAAUAAACAAAUUUCUAGAGACGCGCCAAUUGUAUUGCUCGGAAAAGGCUGCAUGUUUGGAGAAGAAGAAAUUUUGUCAGAGCUCGAUAAUAGAUCGACCUCAUGUUUUUGCGCAUCUGACGAAGGAUUUGUUUUAGCCAUCAGCAAAGAAAAUUUUCAGAAAAAUAUUUUAAAAAGUGAAGAAGCUGCUGAAUUUUUGAAAAAAAGAACUGAAAAUAAGCUUGCUUCAAGGCAGGCUACAAUCGACCAAAACGUGUAUUUGCAGAAAUUAAAAUCAGGGAUUAUCCCUAUUAAAGCUGAUGAAACUCCUCCACCGCUUCCUCCAAUAAAACAAUUACCGCCUCCAUUAACGAUAAAUACAAAUAAGCCACAACUGUUAAAGCUUCCAAUGACUCCAAGAGGUUCUUCUCUAUUAACUCCAAUUAACGACCUAUCUGGAAGCGAAAGUCCAUGCAAAUAUCCAGAUGAAAAAGGCUCUCUUUCACCGGCAAAAAGUUUUCGGCUUGAAAUUCCUCCUCUUUUUACCUCUUCUAAUACGCCAAUGACGCCAAGCAUAAUUUCUGACUCAAAGAAUCCAAGCCUUUCUCCGCCAAAGCUAGAAAAAAGUGAAUCAAUGCCGAUAUUUAGUCAUACUCCUAGAAAAUCAAUUAUACCUCCAAUUGAAGACUAUAUAAAUUGUCCCAAAAAAAAGCAAGAAAGACUGUUUAAAAUUAAAGAAAUUGUAAAUAUCCAUACCCAUAUGAUGAAAGUAAGUAGUCUUAAAAAAGAAUCAUUGAAAGGAUUUAUAAGGACUGAUCGUGGAAAAAUGCUGACCUCGCCGGUUUUGCUGGAUGAUAAAGAGUGUGAAUCUCCUAUGAAGAUUGAAAGAAGUAAAAUAUCAAGGAAAUCUUCUGUGCUUUAA